CUACAUCUCCCGUGAUGCUUUUCGGCCAAACAGUAAUGGUUCCGCACAUCACCCGUCGCCACUGAUGAUUUGGGAAGAAUGUGUUCAAGCAAAGUGUUUGCAACUAUGCAUGGAUUUAUCUUCCUCGCCAUUUUUUUCAAAACUUCUGCGACGACUUCAAACUCAAAAGGGUUACACUCUUCCCACAGUGCCUACGAAAACUAUGCCAUGCACAUAUGGCACAACCGGUUCUAUGUGUACGCAGCCUUUGCGCUUGCCUUGACGCUCUGGGUUUCAUUCAAGAUGAUCCUGAAAAAGAAAAGCUUAUCAAAGGACGUCAGCUCCUGGGUCCAGGAAACUAUGAAGAAUGCAGAGUGCUGUGAUAAACGUGCUGAAGUUCAUGUGUCAGGAGUGAAAAUCUUCUUUGGCUCACAGACUGGUACAGCUAAAGGUUUUGCAAAGCAGCUGUCGGCAGACGUGAGGAGUUUGGACCUCGCGACAGAGGUGAUUGACAUGAAGGACUAUGAUCCAGAUGAUCGGCUGGCUGACGAGUGCAACAGCAACUGUGUGUCUGUGUUCCUGGUGUCCACCUACACUGACGGGCAGCCCACUGACAACGCCGAGUGGUUCUGCAAGUGGCUUGAGGAAGCGUCUACCGACUUCCGCUAUGGGAGGACAUACCUGAAGGGCCUGCGCUACGCCGUCUUUGGCCUGGGCAACUCCCUUUAUGCCGCCCACUACAACACAGUGGGCAAAAAUGUGGACAAAUGGCUGUGGAUGCUGAGUGCCUCUCGGAUCUUAACCCGCGGCGAAGGCGACUGCAACGUGGCGAAAAGCAUCAAUGGCAGCAUUCAGGCUGACUUCCUGGCCUGGAAGGUCAAGUUCCUCAAACGUCUGCGGGAUCUUUGUCAGGACGACGACAACUGUUGCAGGAAACGCAAGGAGGGCACAUCCUGCAUCCAAACGGUUGGACAAGAAGUAGAAGAAGGGAAGAACACCGCUCUGGAUAAUAACAAUUCUGAGGAGGAACUGGUGGAGUCGAGCAGUGACGAAGACGUCUCGUCAACCUCCCCCUCUGUGUUGGACGUGGAAGAUCUGGGCAGCCUGAUGAGCAGCGUCAAGCAGAUUCCUUCAGAUGGUGGGCAGGUAGCCAAGCGCUCCAGGAAGGUGGCGAGGAAGAACCAAGAGGGGAAAGAAGAGCGACGGGAGAUGAUAACGCCCGCCUUGAGAGAAGCUCUGAGCAGACAAGGGUACAAGCUGAUUGGAAGUCACUCAGGUGUGAAGUUGUGCCGUUGGACUAAGUCCAUGCUGCGGGGCCGAGGCGGCUGCUACAAGCACACCUUUUACGGCAUCCAGUCCCACCGCUGCAUGGAGACCACACCGAGCCUGGCCUGCGCCAACAAGUGCGUCUUUUGCUGGAGGCACCACACCAAUCCGGUGGGCACCGAGUGGCGUUGGAAGAUGGACCCCGCUGAGAAGAUCCUGGAGGACGCACUGGAGAAACAUCAGAACAUGAUCCGCCAAUUUCGAGGCGUCCCCGGCGUGAAGUCAGAUCGUUACGAGGAGGGUCUGACGGCGCAACACUGCGCUUUGUCCCUGGUGGGCGAGCCCAUCAUGUACCCUGAAAUCAACCGCUUCGUGCGCCUCCUCCAUUCCCGACGCAUUUCCAGCUUCCUGGUCACCAAUGCUCAGUUCCCUGAAGAAAUCAGGACGCUGGAGCCAGUCACUCAGCUGUACGUUAGUGUGGAUGCCAGCACCAAGGAGAGCCUAAAGAAGAUCGACAGGCCACUCUUUAAGGACUUCUGGACACGAUUCCUGGACAGCCUCAAGGCCCUGGCUGAGAAGAGGCAGAGGACAGUGUAUCGGUUAACGCUGGUCAAAGCUUGGAACGUGGAGGAGAUAACUGCUUACUCAGAGCUUGUCGCAUUAGGCCAGCCCGACUUUAUCGAGGUCAAGGGUGUGACGUACUGUGGUGAGAGUUCAGCCAGCAGUCUGACCAUGGCCAACAUCCCAUGGCACCAGGAAGUGGUUGUGUUUGUGCAGCAGCUAGUGAACAUGCUGACUGACUACGAAAUCGCAUGCGAACACGAGCACUCCAACUGUCUUCUUAUUGCCCACAAGAAGUUUAAGGUGGAUGGCAAGUGGCAUACGUGGAUCGACUAUGAUCGUUUCCAGGAGCUGGCCAGGGUUCACCAGGAGAGCGGCGGCAAAAAGGUUUUCUCCUCGUCGGAUUACACAGCGCAGACCCCCGACUGGGCGCUGUUUGGAGCCAGUGAGCAGGGCUUCGACCCGGCCGAAACACGCUUUCAGAGACGCAACAAAGGCAAAGAUCUUUCUGGAUGCUGAUUGCACCACUUCGAUGAGGACUUUUAAUUGGGUUUUAUUUUCAAUACAUCCCUUCCUCAUUAUUGGGUUUUUCUUUCUCUCUCUCUCUCUCUCUCUCUCUCUCUCUCUAUCUCUCUCUCUCUCUCUCUCUCUCUCUCUCUCUCUCUCUCUCUCUCUCUCUCUUCCCCCUUUUUUAAAAUAAGUUUGCUUAAUGAACUGACAUAAUUAAAUCUGAUGCGUGUCUCACGCUGGUUGAUUAAAUUAAAUGGAUCUUCUCUGCAGCUUAAUUAGAGGCCCGUUACAUAGCAGAAUUGUCAAACCAAAGGCACACGGGCCAGAUCUCACUCUCUACAGCGUGCUAAAUGACUUUUCCUCACAUUUUGCAAAUGUUACAAGCUUUUUCCCCACUCAAUCCCUUCUUAACAUAAAUUGGGCAAAAUCUGCUUUUAUCCCACAUACAGAUUAACUUCACUUUUCUGACAUUUUACAAAUUUACCUUUUCUAGAACAUCCAUUAUUUGGUGAAAAAAAGAAAAGGUUGACCUGACAUGAGGAUAUUCAUUGAGAGAAAAUUAGUUUUUGGCCACCAUAUUGUUGGAUCUUGGUGCUUCAUUUAGAUCAAACUUGUGCCUCACAGUUUGGUACCAUCUUGUAGCAUCUUGGUGCCAUGGUGCUGUGUUGAAUUCAAUUGGGGAGGUUCAUUUAGACAAAAGUAGUGCUUUGUUGUUUGCUAUUAUCUUGUGGCAUCUUAGCUUCAAGGAUUUAUGUUGAAGUCAGUUCUAGAGGUUCAUUUAGACAUGAGCAGUGCUUUGCUGCUACCUGGUAGCAUCUUGGUGCCUAUGCACUAUGUUGAAGUCAGUUGAGGAGGUUCAUUUGGUCAAAUUAGUUCUUUGCCACCAUCUUGUGGCAUCCACGGGCUUUUCUAAAUCUUUUUAGCUGGGUUGUGAGUUUGUCGUGGAUUUUUGUCAUUCACGGCAGGGCUCGGUACCUACCCUCCGCCUACAGUAGGGGAAUACUAGUCGCCACUCACAAACACACACUAAACCCAUUCAUGUCGUGCUUUGCCACCUUUUGUGGCAUCUUUCAGCAAUUUAAAACUUUUGGAGACACUGAUUUAAAAUUUAUUGUGUUGUUAAAUAUGUAACAAUUCAAUAAGAAUUGCCUAUACAUAAUAUGAUAGGUGACAUGAUUUUCACCGUUUGGGUAUUUUAUAAGAACUCGUUAGAUUAGGCUACUGCUAAAUUCCCUUAGUUUUAAAGCUUAGAGAUACUGUAUAGAAACAUGAAAAACUGCUACUGUAUGAAAAGUAAGCACAUAAUUUUGAUUAUUAUUGCUUGUUUUUCUAUUUUAAUGAUGGCCAUGUAUGUGCAUGUGGUUACAUUCUAUGUCAUCUGUUUGCCGCAGAGAUCUUUUGUAUGUUUGCAACAUUUUGUUAAUGUUUUCUUGAAACAAUAAAAUACAGUUAUGGCUUUUCUAAA
Hippocampus zosterae (dwarf seahorse) is the source of this 3781-nucleotide messenger RNA. RefSeq names its product tRNA-yW synthesizing protein 1 homolog (S. cerevisiae) (gene tyw1). Gene Ontology annotation, molecular function: FMN binding; 4 iron, 4 sulfur cluster binding; catalytic activity. The transcript has 16 exons. The coding region runs from base 79 to 2325 and encodes 748 amino acids. Gene Ontology annotation, biological process: wybutosine biosynthetic process. NCBI's taxonomy places the organism in Eukaryota, Metazoa, Chordata, Actinopteri, Syngnathiformes, Syngnathidae. The record is from RefSeq and is a predicted model, not a curated record.